Salvia hispanica is the source of this 1307-nucleotide messenger RNA. Its product is annotated as GTP-binding family protein. NCBI's taxonomy places the organism in Eukaryota, Viridiplantae, Streptophyta, Magnoliopsida, Lamiales, Lamiaceae. Gene Ontology annotation, molecular function: GTP binding; GTPase activity. Gene Ontology annotation, biological process: mitochondrial translation. The record is from RefSeq and is a predicted model, not a curated record. Gene Ontology annotation, cellular component: mitochondrion.
ACCGCCUAAAAAUUAUCCUUUCGCAGAUAAUCAUUGAUGGCCGCUCAGCUCUCCGGCGUCUGGCUUAACAGCUCCGCCGCCUCGCUCACCGGCGAGUUACUCCACCGCCGGUUUAGCCGUUCUCCGUUGGCGGUGGUCUCCGCCGUUCACCCUUCUACUUUUUCGCCCACAAUCCAGAUUGUUGGUGGAAGAAAUUUGGGCUGGAAUGGAAUGGACAGCUCAAAGCUCAGUAGCACUUUGGAUGUUGAUUCUGAAGAAUUUAACUGGGCAGAAUUAGAACGAGACCUUUAUCACUGGACAAAAGUGUUACGUCCAGUUCAGUGGUAUCCUGGUCACAUUGCGAAAACAGAAAAAGAACUCAAGGUCCAGCUGAAAUUGAUGGAUGUUGUGAUAGAAGUCCGAGAUGCUAGGAUUCCAAUUUCCACCAGCCAUCCGCAGAUGGAUACAUGGUUGGGGAAUAGGAAGAGGAUUGUUGUUUUGAAUCGAGAAGACAUGAUUUCUAAAGCCGACCGAGAUGCUUGGGCUAGUUACUAUGCAAGGCAGGGGACAAAAGUUGUCUUCUCAAACGGACAGUUUGGAUCGGGUACCUUGAAGCUGACUAGGUUAGCAAAGGAAUUGGCAGUUGGAGUUAACAUCAAGCGCAAAUCCAGAGGACUGCUUCCUCGUCCUGUUCGAGCUGGAAUAGUGGGCUAUCCAAAUGUUGGAAAAUCAUCUCUGAUAAACCGGUUGCUCAAGCGUCGGAUGUGUCCUGCCGCCCCAAGACCAGGUGUUACAAGAGAGCUCAAGUGGGUUCGGUUUGGGAACGAUUUGGAAUUGCUGGAUUCUCCUGGCAUAAUCCCAAUGAGGAUCGACGAUCAGUCAGCUGCGGUUAAACUUGCCAUAUGUGAUGACAUUGGAGAGAGGUCUUAUGAUGUUUCUGAAGUCGCAGCCAUCCUUGUACAGACUUUGUCUCGGCUGCCUGAAGUUGGAAACAAAGCUCUUCAAGACCGCUACAAGUUGGAGACAGAUGGUCGAGCUGGUAGAAUUUUUGUACAGAAGCUUGCUCUUCGACUGUUCAAUGGGGAUACUAACCAAGCAUCAUUCCGCAUCUUGUCGGAUUUCCGGAAAGGAAAAUUUGGUUGGGUAGCUUUGGAGAGGCCUCCAAGGUAGAUGAUUAUAUUUUUAAAAGUAAUCUUGGAGCAUGAUUGGAGUAGAAGUUUCUGUAUAUAUAACAUAUUUAUAGCUUGUACUAAAAUUUUGUGGAAAUUUCAUUUUCGGGGUGUAUUGUCUUCGCUUAAAUCGAGUAGUGUAUUUUAUUUUUUGGAUUC